GCCAAAAUUAGAAGCGCCAAAUUAAGUAGAUGUACAGUAGAUGUGGAAAAGAUAAUCUUAUCCUUUGUUUUUUAUCUACUUUUACAGAAAACAUUGAUAUUUUUUUGAUUAAGUCCCUAAUCACUUUUGGAACAUUUAAGUAAAAUUAAUAUUGUGGAACUUUCCAUUUGUAUUUCAGACUUUAAAAGUUACCAAAACAUCAAAAGCAAAUUGCUAUCUAAACUGUUUGAUCUAAAAACAUCUUCGUGACAUAUCUAACAAAAUGGAAGAGUUUAGAAAAAAAGAAAUGGAAAAGCUGAACAUUGUUAUGAACUCAAUUAUUUUCACACAAGAUAUGAACGAGUCCUCUAAAACAGAAGAUGUUCUUGGUGAUAAGAUUCACCAUUUUGUCAAGAAGGAUAUGGGUGCUACAGUCUUUUCUGGUAGUUUAGCAGAAGGUACUGCAUUUCUAGGGAUUAGUCUUGCAGAGGAAAGUAACUAUGAUAUGCUUGAUCAUGUUAAGCGUUUUGAUGUUGACAUCAUGUAUGAAGAUAAGGACUUCAUAGCAAUGGAACAAUGUGAAAGUCUUGCCUCCACAAUAGAAUUUGUUAACAUUAUACAUAAACUUGGUUGUGCUCCAUUACUUAUAAAACCUUCAGAAUCUCAGAAUUUGAUGUGCGUUCGGAUUGAUAUGCCAAUACCAAUAAUGGAUUUUGAGAGAAUUGUGAAGGAAAAAGCCUCGAGUAGGAAAGAGGUAAAGAUAGGUUGGUUGGAAAUAAACGAAUUCCAAAAAAUCGAGCCAAGUAAAUUGAAAAACUAUACUGGACAUUUUCGGUUGGUUCCAAAACUGUCACGUUCAUAUUUACUGAAUUUUCUUACAAAGCUAUCUUCAAAUAAACAUAAAUGUGAGUGUAGAUGGAAGAGUGGACAUAAUCGCUAUGGGGAUCUUUGUGAUAAUUGCAAGGCUGAAAGUUGCAUAAUGUUCCGUGAGAAUGGAGUUACAACUGAAAUUUGGACAGAUCAGAGGCGAAUAAGAGGCCCUGCUGUGAAUGAAGUAGUGUUUAUUGCAAAUACAAUUCAUGAAAUACCCUUUCCAAGACUGCAUCUUGGACGCAAUAUAGGGAAAUACAUGUCAAGAGUGUAUAUAGACAGCAAUAUGGGGCAACCCUUGUCAAGAGUUGAAAAAAUUGGUGAAGUUAUUUACACGUCCAAAACCUGA
Owenia fusiformis is the source of this 1198-nucleotide messenger RNA. Lineage: Eukaryota; Metazoa; Annelida; Polychaeta; Sabellida; Oweniidae. The record is from the annotation of a GenBank genome assembly.